Molecule: messenger RNA, 2139 nt
Organism: Cuscuta campestris
Lineage: Eukaryota; Viridiplantae; Streptophyta; Magnoliopsida; Solanales; Convolvulaceae
Source: the annotation of a GenBank genome assembly
CCUCGCUCAAAUCCGACGAUCAAACGCCUCAGAGCCAUUGAAAUUUGAAGGAAAUCGUCGUCGGAUUUGCAGGAAUGGACGUUCGCCGGCGAUCAAGCAAGCCCUGUUGCUCCGGAAAUUCCCUCGACGCCGGCGAGCCCCUCAAACCCCACAAACAGCACUCCCCCAAUGGUUCCGACGCCGUCGCCUUCUCCCUGUACCUCGCGAAUGGAGUCUUCUUCACCAUGUUCUUCUCUGUGAUGUACUUCCUCCUUCAGCGAUGGCGGGAGAAGAUCCGCAACUCCACUCCGUUGCACGUGGUGAGCCUGUCCGAACUCGUGGCCUUGUUAGGGUUGUUCGUGUCCGCCGUUUACCUUCUAGGGUUCUUCGGAAUCGGAUUCGUCCACUCGUUUAUCUUUAAGGGGAACCAGGAUCUAUGGGAUGUGGAAGACGAGAGCGAUGAGAAAUUCAUCUUGGAAGAUGACAGCCGCAGUGGGAAAUGGCCCGCAGCCACUACUCUUGGCUGCUCGGUCCCUGCACCACCUGCUCGAAAAAUUGCCGCAGUGGUUCCCCAGCAUCCGGCCAAGGUGGAGAUGAUGGAUUAUGAGAAACCUGCUCCUGUGAUCACAUCUGAGGAUGACGAGGAGAUCGUCAAGUCAGUUGUGGAGGGGAAAACACCUUCCUACUCAUUGGAAUCAAAGCUUGGAGACUGCAAGCGGGCUGCUUCAAUUCGGCGCCAGGCGUUGCAGAGGAUCACUGGGAAGUCACUGGAAGGUCUUCCACUUGAAGGGUUCAAUUACGAGACCAUUCUUGGGCAGUGCUGCGAGAUGCCGGUGGGGUACGUGCAAAUCCCAGUGGGAAUUGCUGGGCCAUUGUUUCUUGAUGGGAGGGAAUACUCUGUCCCAAUGGCCACCACUGAAGGGUGCCUGGUUGCUAGCACCAAUAGAGGUUGCAAGGCCAUUGCUGCUUCCGGCGGUGCCUUCAGUGUGCUUCUCAGAGAUGGGAUGACUAGGGCUCCUGUUAUGAGGUUUGGCACUGCCAAGAGGGCUGCAGAGUUGAAGUUCUUCGUCGAGGAUCCUGAAAAUUUUGAGACUAUUUCUGCAAUCUUUAACAAAUCAAGCAGAUUUGCCAGAUUGCAAAGCAUUCAAUGUGCAAUUGCUGGGAAGAAUCUUUAUAUGAGGUUCAGCUGCAGUACCGGGGAUGCGAUGGGUAUGAACAUGGUCUCCAAGGGGGUGCAAAACGUGCUUGAUUUUCUUCAGAUUGAAUACCCUGACAUGGAUGUCCUUGGUAUAUCUGGAAACUUUUGCUCGGACAAGAAACCCGCAGCAGUGAACUGGAUUGAGGGGAGAGGCAAGUCAGUUGUUUGUGAAGCAAUUAUAAAGGAAGAUGUGGUGAAGAAAGUGUUGAAGACUAAUGUAGCUUCCCUGGUGGAGUUAAACAUGCUAAAAAACCUGACUGGUUCAGCCAUGGCUGGUGCUCUUGGCGGCUUCAAUGCUCAUGCAAGCAAUAUUGUCUCUGCUGUAUACCUAGCCACCGGCCAGGACCCAGCUCAGAAUGUGGAGAGCUCUCACUGCAUCACCAUGAUGGAACCAGUCAAUGAUGGCAAGGACCUCCACGUCUCCGUGACCAUGCCUUCCAUUGAGGUCGGAACAGUCGGUGGGGGGACACAGCUUGCAUCUCAAGCAGCCUGCUUGAACCUACUUGGAGUGAAGGGAGCCAACAGGGAGUCUCCUGGCUCAAACGCAAGGCUUUUGGCAACCAUUGUAGCCGGUUCAGUUCUUGCAGGGGAACUCUCCCUUAUGUCCGCCAUUGCAGCCGGGCAGCUGGUGAAUAGCCACAUGAAGUACAACCGCUCCAACAAGGAUGUCGCCAAGCUUCUGCCUUGACUGGGGGGUUGCAGUCAACCACUCCGGCGAUUGCCAUUCAUCGUCGCAUAACUGUGUUGUGUGUGUGAUUGAAUAAUGAAUGGAAUGUUCUUAUUGUAAUAAACUUGCUAUGUACCAAUGAGAGUUCACAUAUAUGUUUUACUUUUAUGUUUGCUUGUGUUCUUCACAUUUUCAGUGUUUUGUGUAUAUGCUCAUGUCAAUGAUGACUAAAAAAUUGUGUGGCUUAAAAGUCUUGAAUUAUCAUGAUAUAAGAAAAUCAAAACAGAGCAAAUGU